AGUAGCAGAAGAAGAAGAAGGAGGAGAAGAAGAAAAGAAGGGAUGAGAAGAAGCUCCAACACAGUAGGUGGCAGAGUCGAGCUUGGUUUACUAGCCAAACAGGAGGCUAAUGGGGCUCCCCUAGCUGAGAUUCAGCAUAAGAUCACAUUGUCUGGUAUGAAACUUAGAAAUGAAGUGGGAUGGUGUUCCCUCCGUGGCUUUGAUGAGCUGUCAGACAAAAGUUACAGAAGAUAACAGAGGCCAGCUGAGGUUUUGUUAAUCUGUGCAAGACCAGCUAUCGUCAUCAUGUCAGCAGACGCAGAAACAGAUCCUCCACAGCUUGUAAAUCCUCCACCUCCUGAGGUGACCAACCCUAACAAACCAGGCCGAAGGACCAACCAACUGCAGUACAUGCAGAAUGUAGUGGUCAGAUCCCUGUGGCGACACCAGUUCGCCUGGCCUUUUUACCAACCUGUUGAUGCAGUCGGUCUUGGAUUAACACAGAGUGAGGAUAUAGACACUGGAAAGUGGCAUUACACUCCAUCUCAAUCUCAUCUGGAUUACCAUACAAUAAUAACCUCUCCCAUGGACUUGGGAACCAUUAAGAAACGACUGGAGAACAACUACUACUGGAGUGCAAGUGAAUGUAUGCAAGAUUUCAACACAAUGUUCACCAACUGCUACAUCUAUAACAAGCCCACAGAUGACAUAGUGCUGAUGGCCCUGGCCUUGGAAAAGAUUUUCUUGCAAAAAGUUGCCCAGAUGCCACAGAAGGAAGUGGAGGUUUUUCCUAACGCAGGCAAAGGGAAGAGCAAAAAAAGUAGCACUUCAGGGGGGCAGAAUGGAGCUGUGACCGCAGGUGCUUUGGCGACAACGCCCACAUCUCAUUCCAGCCUCAGCAAUACACCCUACAGCUCAUCCUCUGUGCCCAAACAGCCAUCGCAGACCUCCCUAAAAAAGACAGGGCUGAAACGGAAGGAAGGCGCCGCUACUGAUUUGUCCUUAGGAGACACAACCAAUUUGAGUGACUUGUCAGAAAGCAAGAAGAGACGAAACUCGGGCCGAGCCGUCAAUCACUUCGGGAAGGAAAUUGGAGAGCAGGUGUUUCCACAACAAGAAUGUGGGCAGGACAGACUGAGCAAACAGCUCAGGUAUUGCAACGAUAUCCUGAAGGAAAUGUGGUCGAAGAAACACGCAGCGUACGCCUGGCCUUUCUACAAGCCCGUCGACGCUGAAGCUCUGCAGCUACAUGAUUACCAUGACAUCAUCAAAUACCCCAUGGCUCUCAGCACUGUCAAAAAAAAGAUGGAUCGUGCAGAGUACCAGGAUGCACAAGGCUUUGCUUCAGACGUUAGGUUAAUUUUUUCCAACUGCUACAAAUACAACCCUCCACAUCACGAAGUCGUCGCUCAGGCCAAAAAACUUCAGGCUGUAUUUGAGAAGAUGUUUGCAAAGAUGCCAGAUGAGCCAGUGGACUUGAAUUUGCCAGAGGAUGCGGCGUUGGCCAAAAGUGCAGGUUUUGGUGAGAUGAAUGCCAGCAGCUCCUCCAGCUUUGACAAAUCGGACUUAGCAGAGGAGCGCGCCACGCGGCUUGCUGAGCUGCAAGUGCAGCUUAAAGCUGUCCAUGAGCAGCUCACUGCCCUCUCUGAAGUCCCCGUGAUUAAACCAAAGAAGAAAAAAGAGAAAGACAAGAAAGAGGACAGCAGGCAGAAUAAAGACGGUGCAAAUUCCAGUUCUAGGCAGCAAAGCAAAGACUGGGAUUCCGAUGAUGAAUGCCUACCGAUGACGUACGACGAGAAGCACCAGCUGAGCCUGGACAUUAACAGGUUACCCGGCAUGAAGCUGGGCCGCGUGGUGCACAUCAUUCAAACAUUAGAGCCCUCGGUGUGUGACACCAACCCAGAUGAGAUCGAGAUCGACUUUGAGAAACUGAAGCCGUCCACUCUGCGCAAGCUCGAGCAAUACGUGAAGUCUUGUCUCUAUAAGAAGUUUAAGAACUUUGGAAAGAAAAGCAGUCAUGCUGCGUCUCAUCACGCUGACUGCAGCAGUUCUUCAGGUUCUGUCACCAGCUGCUCCAGUGAAUCCAGUUCUGAAAACAGUGACUUGUGACAACUGUAUUCUUUUUGUUUGUUUGUUUUAUUUUAUUUUAUUUAUUUGUUUUAUUUUGUGACCAAAAGAGAGUUUUCAAAACAAUUAAACAUGUUUUUUUUUUAAUUUUGAUUUGUUAUGUUUCCUGUGGGGAAAAUUGAAAUUCCCACACAUUGCCUUUGUAUUCACUGUGGCUUUUCUCACUCUCACUGUUUCUUUAUUAAUAUCUGCAAUAUCUGUCACUGGUGUUUCUUAUCUGACACUCUGGAUUGCAUGCUACUGGAGCGAGGGCACAAUAUCCUGUGUCUGUCAUUCAGUUUGUCAAUAUUAUUUAAUCGCAACGUAGGCCUUUUUUCAAAUACUUCAUAGAAAUGCAAUAGUAGAGAAAAGAAGAAGCGUACUCAGAAUUGGUUUCAGGUGAGCACAGCUCCACAUCCAUUGCACUUCAAUUCUUACCUGUGCGUAAAUUAUAUGUGUUAAUUUGUGGGAAAAAAAAUACAGUUUUUCUACUCCCUAAAUUUUGAAAAGUUGGAAUGUGAGAUUUAUGAAAUUACCCAAAUAGUAUCAUAUGUCUGAAAGACUGAUAAAAACGUUAUGGCCAAAGGUUCUAUCUGCAGAGAUGAACUCACACACACACACACACACACACACACAGAGUAGUCCUGGUUGGACCAGGUCUGAAAAUCUGCCUUAGUGAUAUGACGAACUGUGUCCAGACAGUGGAAAGUGGUCCAGCUUUUGAGAUCUCAGUCAUAAAGCAUAAAUCAGGUUACCGAACAUCAACAUCAUCACCAGAAUGGUGUUUGGAAUUCUUACUGUGAAGUAAUUUGUAUUUCUUUCAUUAUUGUAUUUAAGAUAAUUAUGUAACCUAUAUUAUUAAAGUGUAUUUUUGCAUCACAAAACACUAGUGGAUUGUUUGUGAUUGUUUCAUUUCAGUUGUCUUUAACUUUUGUUUAACAGUAUAUGAUUUUGUUUGCUUGUGUUUUUUUUUUUGCCUUUACUUAAAUGAUGAUCAAUAUCAAACUUCAGAAACGCUUUCCACACUCACCAUUUAUGAGUACGUAAACAUUAGUAUAUAGUGCUAAAUAUAGUAUAUAGACAUUUUACAAAUGGUUUGACACACUGUGCUGUCUGCUGUGGGCUGGUCAUGUUGGUUGUAUUUCCUGUUACUUAUCACAGUCACUGUGGUUUAGGACAAAUGUAUGUAUGGUGAAGGUUUUCCGGGCUGCCUUACUCUCACAGUUGGUGUUUUGCUUAAAAGAUUUGUUUUACUGCAACAUAAGUUAUUAAGGGGACACAUUCUAAAGUGUAUUUUCCUUUCAAAUGUGUCUUAUGGAUGCAACAUUCACACAGACAGGGGCUUCCAUUAAGAAGUUUGCUGAUCAGUUGUCGUACUUUGCAGGCUAUCACGCUACCUCCCAUGGACAUGAUAUGCUGCAAAUGUGUAUGAUUGGUUAUUUCAGUGAUGGAAGUUGAAUGACUUUCUUUUGUGUAUGGACUGUUCAACAAUUAAGGCUCAAAAUAGUUCAAGCUUUUAUUUUUAAAUUUAAAAUGUUUUGUUGUACUUACCUCUGCGACCACUGUUUCCUGUGAUUACAGCAUACAAACUGUUUAAUAAUCCUCCUGAAUAAACUUUGCAAUGGGCCUCUCUGGUGUUUUACAUGUUGGAGUCCAUUAAUUUUAAAUUACUUACACUGAAUAUUUCCAGCAUGAUGUCGUGUCUUAAUUCUCUUUUCCUUCUAUCCAGGCUUCACAGCGUUGUGGAAUGAACAUCAGCUUGCAGAGACUCAAGCCCAGCUUGCUGUCCUUGUGCUGUGCAUGUUGAUGGGGAGACGUGAUCUUUGUGACUCGCAUUCCCAUCAUGCCACAUUGAACAUGCCACUCGGGGCUGACCAUCAACCUCGGGGGCAUGACUGAUCAAUGGCUCAACUUCAACGACAACUAGUCAUUUCUGCCACUUCUGGCCAUCACUCACGCUGACUGAAUCCAACGUUAAAAAGGCCACAUAGACCCAACUCUCCAGAUGCAUCAUGGAGGACUGUGUUUGAUUCAUGGAUCUCUGGUUUUCAUUUUCUCCUCACCACCUUGUAGAAGUACACAAUGUCAGUUUGAAUCCAGGUAUGUCGAAUGAACUGCAGAUAUAUGCACUUCUGUUCAGUGAACGAUUUAUGCUAAUGUAACAUAUCAAGAAUCUUAAUUGCAAAUUAGCUGACACUGUACUAUUCAGAAAGUGAGAGCCUCUUUUUUUGAUGUGCUCAAUUUGGAACAAAAGAUAUGACACUUAUUCAUCUAUUUUAAAACCAUUCAACAAGAGA
Molecule: messenger RNA, 4382 nt
Organism: Scatophagus argus
Lineage: Eukaryota; Metazoa; Chordata; Actinopteri; Scatophagidae
Product: bromodomain-containing protein 3-like
Exons: 13
Coding region: 286-2088 (600 amino acids)
Biological process (GO): chromatin remodeling; regulation of DNA-templated transcription
Cellular component (GO): chromatin; nucleus
Source: RefSeq, a predicted model, not a curated record